CAAAAAAAAAACUCCAAUUCCCAUUUCCCUCUCUCUCCGCUUCGGUUCUUCCUCCCUUCUCUCUCUCCUCAAAAGAGGGGCGAACGAAAGGGGGAAAAACAACCGAAACAAAUUUUCUGCGUUUUCCAUUCCGCAUUCACAAACGACGAUUCUUCGACUUUCCAGAUCUCGAAACUCGCCUGAAACCAGAAAACAAGAUCAAGCGGAGGAGGAACACGAUCAAACCAGAGAUACAGCUGUUCUCUGAUCAGCUUUUAUGGAAAUCGCUUCCAAUUUUAUCGGUUCGUGCUCCCGAGAGCAUCAGAAGAUCUACCAAGAAUGGUUAAGAGAGCUCGUAAACAGAAGUCAAAUGACCAUGACUCAAAUGGUAGUAAAGGGCAGCAACUUUCAGCUACUUGGUUUUCAGCAAAGUCAUCUAAAAAGAUACCUCUUUCUUCCGUUACAUCAAUCGUUGAUGGUUUGAAGAGGCUAUACAUUCAGAAGCUAAAGCCCUUAGAAGUUACUUAUCGGUUUAAUGAUUUUGUUUCCCCAUUACUGACAAAUAGUGACUUCGAUGCUAAACCAAUGGUUAUGCUUUUGGGUCAAUACUCUACCGGUAAGACGACAUUUAUCAAGCAUAUGCUGCAAAGCAGUUAUCCAGGAGCCCACAUUGGACCAGAACCUACAACUGACAGAUUUGUUGUUGUUAUGUCUGGCCCUGAUGAAAGAAGCAUUCCUGGAAAUACUAUUGCCGUUCAAGCAGACAUGCCAUUUAAUGGUCUCACAACCUUUGGAACUUCUUUUCUAUCAAAAUUCGAGUGUUCACAAAUGCCACAUCCUCUGCUACAACAUAUUACAUUCGUGGAUACUCCCGGAGUUUUGUCUGGAGAAAAGCAACGAACACAGCGAGCUUAUGAGUUUACAGCUGUAACAUCAUGGUUUGCUGCUAAGUGCGAUCUUAUUCUACUUUUGUUUGAUCCCCAUAAACUUGAUAUUAGUGAUGAAUUCAAGCGAGUUAUAUCAUCGUUACGUGGGCAUGAUGACAAGAUUCGAGUAGUUUUGAACAAGGCAGACCAAGUUGACACGCAACAAUUGAUGAGGGUUUAUGGGGCAUUGAUGUGGUCGCUUGGGAAGGUUCUGAAUACUCCUGAGGUUGUACGCGUUUAUAUUGGGUCAUUUAAUGACAAACCAGUCAAUGAAGCUGCUACGGGUCCGCUUGGGAAGGAGCUCUUUGAAAAAGAACAGGAAGAUCUUCUUUCUGAUUUGAAGGAUAUUCCGAAGAAGGCCUGCGAUCGAAGAAUAAAUGAAUUUGUCAAGCGCGCGAGAGCUGCUAAAAUUCAUGCCUACAUCAUUAGCCAUCUAAAGAAGGAGAUGCCCGCCAUGAUGGGCAAAGCUAAGACCCAACAGCGGCUUAUUGAUAAUUUGGCCGAUGAAUUUGGAAAGGUACAAAGGGAGCAUCACUUACCCGCUGGAGAUUUCCCGAACGUCGACGAAUUUAGAGAGAUAUUGGCUGGUUACAACUUCGACAAGUUUGAGAAGUUGAAACCAAAGAUGAUUCAGUCCGUCGACGACAUGUUGGGAUACGACGUCCCAGAACUUUUGAAAAACUUCAGAAAUCCCUAUGACUGAAUGAGGCAGUAAAUUAUCGAGCUUGGACUUUCAGGUAUACAUUCAAGGCCUUCUUGAACUUGACUUUCAGGUAUUACACGGCUGCUUUUUGCAGUCAGUUCAUAUCUUCUUGAACUUUUAAUGUAAUGUAUAAUUAUAACUAUAGUCUAUUGGAAGCAUAGUUACCGUUAUUACCAAUCAGCAUCCAUUCUUUAAAUUAUUUUCUAUUUAAUAAAACGAUUUAUAUAAAAGAAAUAUAUAUUAUUUUCUAUUUA
This is a messenger RNA of Momordica charantia (bitter melon), 1862 nucleotides long. The record is from RefSeq and is a predicted model, not a curated record. Lineage: Eukaryota; Viridiplantae; Streptophyta; Magnoliopsida; Cucurbitales; Cucurbitaceae.